AUGGGCGGGUCAGAGUCAAAACCAUCGCCUCAACCAGUCUGGACAGAGUCAAAACCAGUAGCACCACCACAGCCUCAACCAGAAUUCGAUGAAGCAUGGAGAAAAUUUGAUUGGAAUCAGAGAGAUGUCCUGAAAAAGAAGCUAGAAGAAUUCACUCCCAGUAAUGAAGAUGUGAAGUACAUCAAGAUCCUGGUUGCUGGAGCAAUUGCAGCAGGAAAGUCCAGCUUUAUAAACUCGGUCAAUAAUGUCUUUCAACAACGGAUCACCUCCAUAGCAAUAGCAAAUUCAGCUGGGCAAGGUUAUAGUUUUACAAAAAAGCUCAAAGGGUUCCAAAUUAAAAGUGGACACAAGUUCUUGCCCUAUGCCUUCACAGACAUUAUGGGCUUAGAACCUGGUGUGUUGGCUGGGUCACAACCAGAGGACGUCAUCAAUGCUGUAUUUGGUCAUGUGAAGGAUGGCUAUAAAUUUGAUGAGUCGGUGCCAGUCACUCCGGGGAAGGAACAUUACAUCAGUGACCCCAACCUCUCUGACCAGGCUUUCUGUCUGGUUUAUGUCGUAGAUGCUGAUAAAAUAUCAUUCACUGACCAGAAACUUAUUGACAAGUUGAAGAUCAUUCGCCACAGAAUCUCUGAUAGAGAUAUUCCUCAAGUGAUUGUCAUGACCAAAAUAGAUGAAGCAUGUCCAGUGGUGAAGAAAGAUCUAAGAAAGGUGUAUCACAGCAAGAAGAUCAAAGAGAAGAUGCAGAUGUGCAGUGACUUGAUUGGUGUACCAAUGUGCAACAUCUUCCCAGUGAAGAACUACCAUGAUGAAAUCGACACAAAUCCUGAUGUUGAUGUUCUGAUUCUGAAAGCACUGGAUCAGAUUGUUUAUCUUGCUCAUGAUCGACUUGAUAGAAGCAGUAGCUAGUGACAUUAAGCCUGUACCAUCUGAAAAUAUUUUAAGGAUUAUAAAGAUGCUCUUUUCUCUGCAUGUUAAAAUAAAAGAGCUAUUAAUGUUUAUUAUUGCAUCACCAAUCUGUUUUGCAUCAUCAAACAUCAUCAUCCCUCUGCAUUCAGAAAUGUGAGUUACAGGCGCGUGCGAUUAAUAAAUGAAGGACUGUAGCCCACUUUGUGUAAAUUUAAGGAAUCACUGCAUCGUGAAAACAAUUUGUUUGUUUAACUUUAGUGAAAUGUGCUUUGAACAAUUAUUGUUGACCAAAUAUUAGUCAAUUGAAUUCAUUAAAUCAGCUGUAUGAAAUCUGUAUCACUAACCAUUCAGGGCUACAGUCAACACAAACACAAUGCUGAGAAUAUUCAUCUUCUUUCAGAAAAAUCUAAUAAAUAGAAAAAUAUCAAAUGUUACUUGAUUAUAAACACCCAUUAAACAUUUCUACUGUUAAUAAAAUAAACUUUUAAUAUUUUUAUAAUAUUUUAUACAACAGUUCUUUUUGAUAUAAACGUUUGUUUUGUCUAGAGCUUCUUUAAAGUCACGCAAGAAUCAAAUAUUUUAUGUAUCUGGUUAAACCUAAAUCUGCUAUUAUCUUUUCAACUAUACGCUAUUUUUCUGAUCAGUCAACUUUCAGAAGCUGAUCUGUGAGGGUCUGUGUGCGUGUGAGAUAAUUCACAGCAAGGGCGGAUUGUAAACUAAUGAGUUAGAGACUUUUAAAACCGUAUUGGUAAAAUGUAAUACGGUCCACUCUGCCGAAAAGUAAAAAGAAAAGUUUAUUUUAGAUUUUAGGUGGAGCACCAGCGCUUAUGGCAAACACUGCAGAGUCUAAAAGUUUGUAACAUCACAAAUAUUUAAUAUAUUCCGUAUACGUGUAUAGUUUAAGCAAUCCCCUACGCCAUAACCUUCGGCGCCGUCCAUACUACUUUCUUUAGACUAAAGUGUAUUUAUUUUAACCUAAAUAAAAGUUUAUUCGCAUCACGAACUUCGUGAAACUGUUCAUGCACCGCAAUCUAUUGUUCAUGCGCAUUAAAGGUCAAUCACCGGUGGUGACAGAGAACGUGUCUGUGUAUUCGUGUCUGUUUAUGUAUGUGUGUGUUUACGUGCUCGUGGCGUAGGGUGUGAGUGUGAGAGGCUGUGAGUGUGCGUGCGUUUGUGUGUGUGUGUGUGUGUGUGUGUGUGCGCGUGAGUGUAUGGUUAUCACUUGGUAGGGGUCUCAAAUGAUCAAUGGUAGGACCUUUAUGAAACGGAGCAGGCCCUGGUCAGCCUGUGGGGUUAGGUUCAAUUUAGGUUAGCAUGUAUCAUUGCAUAAUAAGCAAACAUGAAAUUAUAUUAACCUAUGGUUUGUUACUGAUGUUCCUAGUUGUGUGUUUUUUCUUAGGCAAACGUUUUCUUUUCAAACUUAGGCAUUCUUCAUACUUUUGUCUUUUCAUACAUUUGUUCAUAGUUUUUUAAUCGCUAGUGUCAACGCAUGUCUGAGAUUUUUGUAAACUCAUCAGAUUUACUUGUGUUUUCUUAAACAAACUUUUGCUUUUCAAACUUAGGCAGUCUUCAGACUUUUGUCUUUUCAUACUUUGUCCGUAGUUUUUCUUCGCUAGUGUCAACUUGUGUCUGAGAUUUUUGUAAACUCAUCAAAUGUUCUUUAUUGUCACUGUGGUUUUCUGCAUUGAAUUUGUUUACUGCUUAUGUUUCUUGUAUGUUUUGCUGCACCGAUUUCAUAAAAACA
Molecule: messenger RNA, 2650 nt
Organism: Misgurnus anguillicaudatus (oriental weatherfish)
Lineage: Eukaryota; Metazoa; Chordata; Actinopteri; Cypriniformes; Cobitidae
Source: RefSeq, a predicted model, not a curated record